AACAAUUUGCUUGUUUGCAUCCUACGAAAUUAGAGUAAACCUCUUAUAAACAACCGAUAAUCAUGUUUGUACUGGCAGAACUGAAAGAUAAUGUACGCAUUGCUCCAGAUCAUUUCAAUUUAAAGCUCGUGGACGCCGUGCGCGAUGAAAUUGACCGGAAGCUGGCAAACAAGGUGUUGCUCAACGUUGGUUUGUGUAUAGCAAUGAAGGAAAUUGUGUCACUGAAGGACUCAAUAAUAUUACCAGGAGAUGGCGCCUCACACACGGAGGUUCUUUUCCGCUAUGUGGUUUUCCGCCCAAUGGUAGGCACUGUAAUGACUGGCAAGAUAAGGAAUUGUAGCCGCGAGGGAGUUAACGUAACCCUGGGCUUCUUCGAUGAUAUACUCAUACCACAUGCUGCACUACAGCAUCCGUCGCGAUUCGAUGAGGCGGAACAAGCCUGGGUCUGGGAAUAUCCGUUAGAAGAUGGCGGCAAACACGAUCUAUUUAUGGAUGUUGGCGAGCCCAUUAAGUUUCGUGUGUCACGGGAAAUAUUUGAAGAAACAUCGCCCAUCGGUCCACCAAAAGCAGAAGGUCAACAGUCACAAAAUGCCAGCAGCUCAACAACAGCAGCCGCAGCGACAGCAGCACAGGAAGUGAAGACGCCCUAUAAAAUUAUCGGAGCUAUCAAUGAGUCUGGUCUUGGAGUGCUUUCCUGGUGGGAUCAACAAGGCAAGGAGGAGGAACAAGAAGUUGAAGACGGCGAAGAUAAUACGGAAUAUGAGAAUGACGAUGAUGGCGAGGGCGCCUGCGAGGAAUGACAAAGGAGUAGCCUCAGCUCCUAAAUUUGUAAAUAGUUAUCUAUUAAGGCAAAAGCAUCUUUAUUUUUAGGAAAUCGUAAAAAUACAAGUAAGAACGUUGUAAUCAUUCA
Messenger RNA from Drosophila navojoa, 910 nucleotides. RefSeq names its product RNA polymerase III subunit H (gene Polr3H). The record is from RefSeq and is a predicted model, not a curated record. Gene Ontology annotation, cellular component: RNA polymerase III complex. Gene Ontology annotation, biological process: transcription initiation at RNA polymerase III promoter; DNA-templated transcription. Lineage: Eukaryota; Metazoa; Arthropoda; Insecta; Diptera; Drosophilidae.